CUGUCAAACGUGGCCUUAACAAAAAAAAUUGUUAGAGGAAAAAUUGAAUCCAAACAUUAGAUUAUACGUGGUGCGGUGGCCUCGCCUCACCGUCGACACCGCAUUGAUUCUCACAUGGCUGCUUCACAUCAGUAGCAAGGGCGGUUAUCGUGCCAGUUCUUCUCUUCCCACCGCUUCUGGCUCUACUCCUCCCUCCUCCGCCAUCUCUCUGAACUUCUUUCUCAUCGAACACGAUGCUGUUUCAUCGGGGACUCUCUCGGAUUUCAAGAAAUCUCAGAGGCAGCUUGAACGGAACUCGGAGAUUGCUUUCCAUUCAAGAACAGAAUCACCAGUCCUUGCAAUCGCAUCAUUAUCAUACACCUACAGGCUCAACUGCAAAGGUUAUGAGAAGCUUAGCCUUUUCAAAGGGCCUGCCAGCAUUGCAUAGUAGUAGAUAUCAAAUCCAUGAUCAAAGCAGCUCCAUUUCUGAAGAAGAACUUGAUCCAUUUUCACUGGUUGCUGAUGAACUGUCUUUUAUUGCCAACAACUUGCGAGCAAUGGUAAUUGCUGAGGUUCCUAAGCUUGCCUCAGGUGCUGAAUACUUCUUCAAAAUGGGAGUGGAAGGAAAAAGAUUUCGUCCCACGGUUUUAUUGUUAAUGUCAACAGCAUUAAAUCUACCAAUACCCAAACCACCUCCUUCUAAUGACCUAGGAGGUACUUUUACAGCUGAUCUACGCUCAAGACAGCAACGCAUAGCUGAAAUAACAGAGAUGAUUCAUGUGGCUAGCCUUCUUCACGAUGAUGUUUUAGAUGAUGCAGACACGAGACGUGGUAUUGGUUCAUUAAACUUUGUAAUGGGCAACAAGUUGGCAGUGUUAGCUGGAGAUUUUUUGCUUUCAAGGGCUUGUGUUGCGCUGGCUUCUUUGAAAAACACUGAGGUUGUAUCUUUGUUGGCAAAAGUUGUAGAGCAUCUUGUAACAGGGGAGACCAUGCAAAUGAGUACUACAUCAGAUCAAAGGUGUAGUAUGGAAUAUUAUAUGCAAAAGACAUACUACAAGACUGCAUCAUUGAUUUCCAAUAGUUGCAAGGCAAUAGCCAUCCUUGCUGGCCAAACAGCUGACGUUGCAAUGCUUGCUUUUGACUAUGGAAAAAAUCUGGGAUUGGCGUUUCAAUUGAUAGAUGAUGUUCUUGACUUCACAGGCACCUCUGCUUCCCUCGGAAAGGGUUCUUUGUCAGACAUUCGCCAUGGAAUUGUAACAGCUCCAAUAUUGUUUGCGAUGGAGGAGUUCCCUCAGUUGCGGACAGUUGUUGAUGAGGGCUUUGACAACCCGGAAAAUGUUGAUAUUGCUCUGGAGUAUCUUGGAAAGAGCAGAGGUAUUCAAAGGACAAGGGAGCUAGCCAUCAAGCAUGCUGACCUUGCAGCAGCAGCAAUUGAUUCUUUACCUGAAAGUGAUGAUGGGGAAGUAAGAUUAUCAAGGAGAGCUCUUGUGGAUCUUACUCAGAGAGUCAUUACAAGAACGAAAUGAAAGGCUUAGUAAAAGUAGCAAAAAUUGUACUGUUACCAUUUUUCAAUUUUAGCUGCAGUUGUUCCCCGAAAAUGAGGGAAAAUAAGUUUUUUGUAGGAUUACUUUCGUUAUUCAAUUUCUUAAUUAUUGUUUAGUUUAAUUA
Lotus japonicus is the source of this 1647-nucleotide messenger RNA. RefSeq names its product solanesyl diphosphate synthase 3, chloroplastic/mitochondrial-like. Lineage: Eukaryota; Viridiplantae; Streptophyta; Magnoliopsida; Fabales; Fabaceae. Gene Ontology annotation, molecular function: prenyltransferase activity. Gene Ontology annotation, biological process: isoprenoid biosynthetic process; ubiquinone biosynthetic process. Gene Ontology annotation, cellular component: transferase complex. Bases 234 to 1505 code for a protein of 423 amino acids. The record is from RefSeq and is a predicted model, not a curated record. The transcript has 12 exons.